CCAAGUAACAUAGAGCUCUACUGCAGGUUGGUGGAGAAACCCUAACGCUGACGGAGAGAGGUAAGUUUGGCGUAGAUGUCGGCAGAAACGGCGAAGAGUUCGACUGAGUCGGAUGUUUCCGGUCUCGAUUAUGAGGAGACUGAGCUGAAGCUCGGUCUUCCGGGGAGCUCACGCAUCGCCGGAUCGGAGACGGAGAGAAAGCGUGGGUAUUCCAAGACUGUCGAUCUGAAGCUUGGUGGCUCUGGAGGAGGCAAUCUUGACUAUUUGACUGCGGAGUCGUCUGACACGCGCUCUUGCGCAGCCGGGACGCUGCCGGCCAACAAGGCGCGGGUGAUUGGGUGGCCGCCUGUGAGGGCAUUCCGAAAGAACGCGCUGAAGAGUUGCACAUAUGUGAAGGUGGCCGUGGAUGGGGCGCCGUACCUUCGAAAAGUGGACCUGGAGAUGAACGAAGGGUAUCAGCAGCUGCUGACCGCACUUCAAGAGAUGUUCUCCUGUUUUACGAUUCGUAACUCGCCGAACAACAACGAGAGGAGGCUGGUUGAUCCGCUUAACGGAACAGAGUAUGUGCCUACAUAUGAGGAUAAGGAUGGGGACUGGAUGCUUGUUGGUGAUGUUCCAUGGAAAAUGUUUGUUACCUCCUGCAAACGUCUUCGCUUGAUGAAAAGCUCAGAAGCUGUCAAUUUAGGUCCGAGGCCAUCUCAGAUUGGCUAGAGCUGAUUAUGAGGAAAAAGGAUUAUGCCGCAGCACCAUCACUGAUUCACUGGCUAUCAUGUACAGGGAUUGUUUCUGUUCUUCUCUGGUCCUUUUGAAGUGUUUACCGUUGUUGUGCUUUUUAAGUGGAGAAAAUAAUGAAUGUUUGCCGUUGUACCACUUGUUAUUAGUUAUUGGUUUUGACUUGUUUAAGUUUGGAAGAUACAAGUAUGAAUAUAUAUAUAUAUACGGCUUACAGUUUGUUUUGUGAUCUAA
Phalaenopsis equestris is the source of this 966-nucleotide messenger RNA. Its product is annotated as auxin-responsive protein IAA1-like. Gene Ontology annotation, molecular function: protein binding. Gene Ontology annotation, cellular component: nucleus. The coding region runs from base 76 to 711 and encodes 211 amino acids. The transcript is spliced from 5 exons. The record is from RefSeq and is a predicted model, not a curated record. Lineage: Eukaryota; Viridiplantae; Streptophyta; Magnoliopsida; Asparagales; Orchidaceae. Gene Ontology annotation, biological process: regulation of DNA-templated transcription.